This is a messenger RNA of Spodoptera frugiperda (fall armyworm), 1815 nucleotides long. Its product is annotated as hemicentin-2. Gene Ontology annotation, biological process: cell-cell adhesion. NCBI's taxonomy places the organism in Eukaryota, Metazoa, Arthropoda, Insecta, Lepidoptera, Noctuidae. The transcript has 10 exons. Gene Ontology annotation, molecular function: protein binding. Bases 139 to 1653 code for a protein of 504 amino acids. The record is from RefSeq and is a predicted model, not a curated record.
UACCCAGGACCGCACUUUCAUCCAGGUCGCGUCUCUGCCAUCACGACAAAAAAAGUUCACAUGUGAUAUUAAUCUGUUAAAAAAAGUAAAUGUGACAGUUCGUUUUUUGAAUUUAAAUUUCGAAUUUUUGCGAUCGAAAUGAAGUGGGUUUUUUAUGUGAUCGUUUUCGUGUAUAUGCUGUAUAGGACAGUGUAUGGUCUAAAACCAGUGGAAAACAGUUUGAUGGUGGAACCUGUCACAUAUGGAGAUGACGAUUUUUUGAAAGUUGGGGGACAUAAAACUAUUAGCUGUAAGGCAUCGAAUCGAAAUCAAAAGGUAGAAUGGAUAGACCCAAAUGGCCAUACAGUGAAACGAAUCCCGGGCAGUCGGAUAUUUUCCCAAGAACAUUUUGUUCCUGCAAUGAGGGGUAGAGCACCAGCUCUUGUUCUGACCGUCACCAAGGCAGAGGUGGAGGAUACAGGAGUGUACCAGUGCAAGUCCGGAGAUCUGGUGAAGAAUGUCACUUUGUGUGUUAUAGCACCAUCAUACUUCGCAGACACAAUACCUGAAGUGAGCGCAGACAUGGGGCGCUCCAUUACGUUGUCCUGCCAAGCGAAAGGAGAACCUGAACCAAGAAUCACUUGGUACAGGAACGGAGAAGUUAUUAAUGAUGAAGAUAAUUCCGAGAAGUACAAGGUGAUGACGAAGUACAACAUCCAGGGUUUCGAAGGUCUCCUCACCAUCAUUUCGUUGGAGCCAGAGGACGGUGGCGUUUACUCCUGCCAGAGCAUCCAGGAGACUGCAGAUGUCGAGGACUGUAGCCAUACCACGAGUUUCAAUAUAACUUUGAAUGUUAAUUAUGCUCCUAUAUUCGAGGAAGGGAAUAAAACCAAAUCAGUUUACGGCAAGAAUAAUCAAGAAGUGGACAUAGUUUGUUCUGCGGACAGUUACCCAGCAGCCACGUACAGAUGGUUCAAAGACUUGACAGACGAUGUUUUGUACGAGUUUGAUAAAAAACAAAUAAAACUCUCCGAGGACGGCUCCAAGGCGAUACUGACAGUAGUGGCUAACCAAUCCACGUUUUGGCAACGAUACAAAUGUCAAGCAAGCAACGAUUUCGGAGUUUCUGAGAAAUAUUUCACUCUAAUGAAAAUGGAGAAACCGAAGAGGCCCAGUGAAGUUAAUGUAUUUAAUGCUACAUCAGACGCGCUAUAUUUGAACGUGACGUGGUAUGAUGACAUACAGUUCCCAAUUAGUGCGUUCCAAAUCCAAUACACAACUGAGGAAACUAAUAAGAAGAAGUUCCUUCCACCGCGAGAAGCCACCUGGAGGAGAAGCAAACAGACUGAAGUCAAACUGGAAGAAGAUGAGACGAUCGACCCUGAAGUUGGAGGUAUCAUAAUCCCACUAGAAGAAUUGGAGGCCGAAACUGCCUAUUGGAUCCGUUUGAGAGUGACGAACGAGGUUGGAGAAUCGAUCUGGUCGGAUCCUAUCCUUGUGUCCACUACCGUCGAAUCUGAAGAAGCAACUACCACAGAGGCUCCAGAAUCGGAACCAGAAGUUGCUGACAACACAGAAUCUAUGAAUGAUGCAACUUUCUAUGGCAUAUUCUUUGCUGGAGGUAUCUUUGUGGUGUCUUUCGUCUGUAUGUUCGCCAUGAGAUUGGUUAAAUAGUUUCCAAGUUCAAAAUUGUAUUUAUUUAUUUAUUGUUUGUUAUGAAAUCUUAUUGUAUUGUUUAUUUCAUAGUAUUUGGUUUUAAGAGAUUGUAUUUUCAUUUGCAUUGUAAAUACAUUUUUUCAGUCAAUAAAGUGUAGUUUGCAGCUGUUUUGUUAUUAA